AUGAAUUUAUCAUAUAUUCUAAAUCCAAUAAGUAUACCUAAUAUGUAUAACAUAUCGAAAACCGAUAACGAUAUAUUUAUUAUGGAAAAGUCCAAAGUCAAUAGUGAAUCUCUAGUAGCCAAGGAGAUGUUAGUAAAAAACCAAACCCCAUCAAAAGUCCAAAUAAAACCAAACUUUUUAUAUAACUGGUCCCCAGUUCAAGUGGAAAUUCUCAUCAGAAUGGUCAUAGAGUGUGACUUCUACAGUCUAGAUCCAAUGGAGAGAAGAAAUCAAUGGGAAAAAAUAGCAAAGUCCCUUAAUAGAACUGUACCAGCCGUCAGAGCCAAAUUCAGCCGACUGAAAUUGGAUAGCAAAUUAAAACAAGCAGCUUUAUAA
Messenger RNA from Heterostelium album PN500, 375 nucleotides. RefSeq names its product SANT/Myb-like DNA-binding domain-containing protein. The transcript has a single exon. The coding region runs from base 1 to 375 and encodes 124 amino acids. The record is from RefSeq and is a predicted model, not a curated record. Lineage: Eukaryota; Evosea; Eumycetozoa; Acytosteliales; Acytosteliaceae.